AACGUCCACCCUGCUGCUCUCUACCCACUGCCUCUGCUUCAACAAAAACAAAAACAGGAUACUUUUCUUACAUAUGUUGCAUUUUUAUUGGUUCACAUUAGUUUUGUCAUUUAAAAUGUAAUUAUUAAUAUUUUAAGAACCUGUUGGCAAUAUAUUUCCCAUUGGUAAUGCUCACAGAGAUCAAAAUUGGAAGGGACGAGUGUUGGUCUUUCUCACAUGGCGUCUCCAUCUUCUUCUCCGUUGAUGAAGAAGCUCGUGAGCUUCUUUUUAUCAUCUACUCUUUUUCUCGCUAAGGGCCCUGCCAACUCGGAAACGCAGUGCCGGCGUUUCAAGUCUAUCAUCAGUUUCGGCGAUUCGAUUGCCGACACCGGAAACUUGGUCGGCCUCUCUGAUCCUAACGAUCUCCCUCACGUCGCGUUUCCACCGUACGGAGAAACAUUCUUCCACAAUCCCACCGGCCGUUUCUCAAACGGCCGACUCAUCAUCGACUUCAUCGCUGAGUACUUGGGUCUUCCGCUUGUGCCUCCUUUUUAUGGAUCUCAAAAUACAAAUUUUGACAAGGGAGUUAAUUUUGCUGUUGGGGGAGCAACGGCACUGGAACGUUCCUUUAUCGAGGAGAGAGGGAUUCAUUUUGCAUACACCAACGUCAGUUUAGGAGUUCAGCUUCAGAGCUUCAAGGGUCUUUUGCCUAACCUGUGUGGCUCUUCUUCAGACUGCAGAGAUAUGAUCGAGAAUGCUUUGAUUCUCAUGGGAGAAAUUGGAGGUAAUGACUUAAAUUACGCUUUCUUUGUGGGAAAAGCCAUUGAAGAUAUCAGAGAGUUGUUUCCACUUGUGAUCACUACUAUUUCUUCUGCAAUCAAGGAGCUGAUUGGUAUGGGGGGAAGAACAUUUCUGGUGCCUGGAAAUUUCCCACUCGGAUGCUCAGUAGCCUAUUUGACAUUAUACCAAACACCAAACAUGGAAGAGUACGAUCCUAUAACAGGAUGUUUGAAAUGGCUUAACACGUUUGCAGAAGACUACAACAAGCAGCUUCAGGCAGAACUCGACAGACUCAGGAAGCUGUACCCUCAUGUCAACAUCAUAUACGCAGACUACUACAACGCUCUGUUACGCCUUUUCCAAGAACCAGCCAAAUUCGGGUUUAUGAUCAGACCCUUGCCCGCAUGCUGCGGUUUGGGAGGACCGUAUCACUACACAUCUGGUAAGAAGUGUGGCUUUGAAGGAGUUGAAUAUUGUAAUGAUCCUUCAAAGUAUGUGAAUUGGGAUGGCGUUCAUAUGACUGAGGAUGCGUACAGAUUGAUAGCUGAGGGUUUAUUUAAGGGACCCUAUGCCAUUCCACCUUUUGAUUGGUCUUGCCUCAGCUCUGAAAUAAAGUACAAACCCAACAAAGUAUUCUUCGAAGAACCACUGAUAUAAUUUGGUCUGAAUAUUGAGAGAUAUAAGGAAAAUAGUCAAAUACUGAUAAAACCAUUUAAGCAAAAAAAAAGAAAAAAAAGUUUCUCAGUGCAUUUUUGGAUCAUUUAUUGUACUAUUAUGUUGCUCAACUAAUUUUAUCGAUUUUAUAUAUAGUUCAUUUGAUAUAUC
Raphanus sativus (radish) is the source of this 1584-nucleotide messenger RNA. Its product is annotated as GDSL esterase/lipase At1g28580. NCBI's taxonomy places the organism in Eukaryota, Viridiplantae, Streptophyta, Magnoliopsida, Brassicales, Brassicaceae. The transcript is spliced from 6 exons. The record is from RefSeq and is a predicted model, not a curated record. Gene Ontology annotation, molecular function: hydrolase activity, acting on ester bonds. Bases 217 to 1416 code for a protein of 399 amino acids.